Pseudozyma flocculosa PF-1 is the source of this 4608-nucleotide messenger RNA. RefSeq lists its product as uncharacterized. The transcript has 3 exons. Gene Ontology annotation, biological process: protein phosphorylation. Gene Ontology annotation, molecular function: ATP binding; protein kinase activity. The coding region runs from base 1 to 4608 and encodes 1535 amino acids. Lineage: Eukaryota; Fungi; Basidiomycota; Ustilaginomycetes; Ustilaginales; Ustilaginaceae. The record is from RefSeq and is a predicted model, not a curated record.
AUGGCAGGUCACGACCUUGCAACCACGACGGCGUCGCUGACGCCCGGAGAAUCCAUCGAGGGGCGGCUGCUGUUCGACACGAUGCUGGAAGUCGAGCCAAAGCAGCAGCUCGGCCAUCAGCUGUACAGCGCGCUGGCGCUGCCCGCCGGCACCAAGGACCUCGCACACCCGAUCUGGUCGAGGCCGGCGCUCGAAGGCGGCAGCGUCGACUCGGAGCAUGCCUUCCCUGCAGCCGAUGCUGCCGGCCUCAAUGGCGGGGUCGCUCGUCACUCGGUCUCUUCGCGGCUGCGACCGGGAUCCCACGCUGUCCCGUCGCUCGCCGGCAGCCGGGUGUCGUCCAACUCGGCGUCGAGCCCAACGUCGGGCCUGUCGAGCCCGAUCGCCGGCUCCUUUGACGUUCACCACUACAGCCAGCAGCUCCACCAGCAACUCAAGCAACAACAGCAGCAGCACCAACAGCAGCAACAGCAGCAUCUGGAUCAGAAGCGAGCCCCUUCGCCGACCCACAGCUCGAGCGAAGGCGGUGCGGGGAGCAGCCGUGCAGUCUCUGGGACUCAGUCGCACGCCAUCACUCCGCCAGACUCGGGCCGCUCGACGCCAAGCGUACCCAACUCGCUCCAGUCGUUACCGCGCAACCAGGUCCUAGAGACCCACAAGCUCUCCCUCAACACGCAUCUGCCGACGGGUAAGCGCAUGCUCAACCAGUACAUCAUCGAGGGCGAGCUGGGUCGUGGCGUCCACGGCAAGGUUCGGCUGGCGCGCGACACCGAGACCAACGAAAAGGUCGCCGUCAAGAUCGUCGAGCGCGAGAGCCGCAAACGCCUCGGUGCCGGGCUCGGCAUGCUCGGGCGGCGUGACCGCUUCCGCAGCGACAGCGCCAAGAGCCGCGAGGCCCUGGUGUCGUCGGCGCUCGAGCCUGCAUUCGCCCCGACUGCAAACGCGUCGGCGACCAAGGGCAAAGGCAAGCGGACGCCCAACGCGCACGAGCCCGCGGACCAGCACUACUUCGGCCAGCUCGCAGCGGAUGGCGAAGGACCAACGGAGAUGGCAGACCCGCACAGCGACGGUCCGAUCGCCUCGUCGCCGUCGGCCCGCUUUGCGCCGCUGCCGACACCGGCUCGGUCGCCGUCGGCCGUGCCUCGAUACGGCAGAUGGGGCGACCGUGGCCCCUCGCGCCCGACUUUCGCCGACAAGGAGCUCGAGCGGCAGCGAGAAAAAGAACGCGAGAAGGCCAAAAAGUCGCUACUGUGGACCACCGAUCAAAAGGUGCGCCGGGAGAUCGCCAUCAUGAAAAAGUGCAGCCACCAGAACGUGGUUCAGCUCAAGGAGGUGAUCGACGACCCGCAGAGCAAGAAGAUCUUCAUGGUGCUCGAGUACAUGGAGGGCGGCGAGAUUGUCUGGAAGGAGGAGGCGGGCCGGCCGACGCUGACCGUCGACGAGUGCCGGCGCACGCUGCGCGACGUCGUCUGCGGCCUCGAGUACCUCCACUACCAGGGCAUCAUCCACCGCGACAUCAAGCCGGCCAACCUGCUGCUCGACCGCGAGCGGCGCGUCAAGAUCUCCGACUUUGGUGUGUCCCACUUCAGCUACGCCAUGAUGCUGGCCAACGAGCAGGCCGACGUCAUCGCCAGCGGGCUUGCAGGUGGGCCGUCUGCCACUCCGAACCUGUCCGACGACCACGAGCUGGCAAAGACGGCGGGCAGCCCGGCGUUUUUCGCACCGGAGCUCUGCACGGCGGGCGACUCGUCGAUCGCCGGUACGCCCGCCGAGGGCGGCAGCGGCGAAAGCUCUCCUGGGCAGCUCGGCCGGGCGAGGAGGCCGCCAAUCACCAAGGCGAUCGACGUCUGGGCGCUCGGCGUCACGCUCUACUGCCUCCUUUUUGGCCAUACGCCCUUCACGGCGGAGAGCGAGUUUGCCCUCUUCGCCGUGAUCCCGACCACCGAUUACGCCAUCCCCACGUUUGCCGGCGCAGACCGCCUGCGGAUCGGGCCGCGGAAGCCGCGGUGGAAGUCGGCGUGCCAGUGGAUGGACGAGGAGUCGGAUGCCCAGCCCGAGACGCCCACCGACCUGGUGCCCGACGUGCGGGUCGAGGAUCUGUCCGAGGACGCCCGCCAGCUGCUCGACCUGCUCGACCGGUUGUUGGACAAGGAUCCGACCCGGCGCAUCAAGCUGGAAGAGGUCAAGCAGCAUCCCUGGAUCACCCGCGGCCUCGAAGAUGCGCCUGCCUGGCUCUCCGAGACCGACCCGCACCAGCAUCCGUUUGUCGAGAUCACUCACGCCGAUGUCGAAGGCGCCCUGACCGGCUUCUCCAAGUUUAAGCAAAAGGUCAAGCGCUGGCAGUCCAAGAUCUUCGAGUCGCUAGGUGGAGGCCACCGCAAGCGCAGCCACACGGUCUCCCACGCCGCCAGCGGCGACGAGAAUCACGAUGGGCUCAGCAACGCCUCCAACUCGCCUGUCAUUGGAGCGGGUCCCCUGCACCUACCGGGUGGCGGUUGCGACGGCGACGGCGAUUCAGCCUCACACCGGACGAGCCGCGCCCACGGAUCCUCGGCGCCCUCGACGACAGCGAUGCGAACGCCUCGCACGCCGCUACUCGGCAGGCCGCACUACUUCUUCUCGCGGAGGCAGAGUGCCCAGUCGAUCGGCAAAACGGCCGUGUCGCACUCGAUGACGCCGAUGACCAGCACAGGUGCGGGCAGCGUGGCCAGCAGCAACCGCGAGGCCGCUCCCACGUCGCAACACACCUCGCCCUUGAAGGGUGCGGCGAGGGCCCACUGCCCAAGCGUGCCUAGCAGCCGGCCCACCUCGCCACGACAAGCGACGGCGCCGGCGCAUGCUCUGGGCGCCGCAGAGCCUCGCCAUCCCAGCCAGCUUGUCCCUCCCACCGUUCAGCGUCGAUCCUCAAGCCGGUCGACGACGACGUCGAAAUUGCACCCAUCAAACGCCGAGACAUCGCCUUCGCUGGUCGCAGCGGCAGAUCCGCCCUCGAGAAGGUCAUCGGACACGCACAGCAAGCUCUCUGCAGCCGAGGCGAGCCUUCACGCCGUCGUCCAGCAGCACCAGCAGCACCAGCACCAGCACCAGCACGGACCUGCGGUAGCAGGGUCGGGCCCUUCCGAGGGUCCCGGUUCCGGCAGCGUGCGCCUGCAGUCGCCCGAGAUGGAUAGCACCUCGCACUGCGAGAGCUUGGCGGCGCCAUCGAGCCAGGACUGCCACGCACCGGUCCGGCAGAGGGUCUCGAUCGACUCGGUGGGCCGGUCGUCGAUGGCCAGCGUCUCGCAAACGUCCAAGGCAUCUCACCGGCAUCGGCUGGGCGAAUUUCUGCGGGGAUCCUGGCUGCACCAUGGCGAGGCAGUCCGGCGCAGCCGUUCGAGGCCCGACACGAUGAGCUCACGCGGAGCCGCCUCGCCCGUCCUCAGCAGCAGCAACGGCCACCAGUCUCAUGGCCAUCAGCAGCAGCAGCAGUGGCAGCACCACCUUGGGUCUGCACAACCGCCAGCAGCAACGAAGCUUGCCACGCCAGAGCUUCGCAUCGAUGCGGCCGGUGCAGCGGAGCAGCUUGGACCGCGACAAGAGGCCGGAAUGCCGACCAGCGCACCACUCCUGUCUGGCAGGCGGUCGUCGAUGGGAGGCGCCUCGAUGUCGCCAGACCUCUCGUCCGACUGCCUCGUCAACGGCCGCUUCGCUCCCUUUGCUGCCAUGAGCCAACCGACGUCACCGCCGAUGGGAUCCAACACGCUGCCCUUUGGCGGCUGCGGAGCGCAGCUCGGACGCGUUUCCUCGACCGACAGGCGGCCGAUGGUCGACCUCGGCCACGACGACGUCGAUCUCGACCUGGAUCUGUCCGACGACGACGACGACGACGACUUUGCCGGCGAGGACGAUGACGACGACCCGCGGCCGUCGGGCAUUGCUCUGGCCUCCAACGACGGCACCGGCUGGAAGUUCCGGCACGAUGUCGCCUACCUGCCCGAGAUCAUGCAGCAGGUGCGGUCCGACGUGGGCUCUCAGGAGCUGCUGACGCCGUCGGUCGAGGGCGGCUACAAUGUGACCAAGCCACCGUACCGUCACCUGCAGCCGCAGCCCGACCAUCCGGAUUCGAGCGCAGCGGCCGAGAGCCUGCACCACGGCCUGACGAUGCUGGCGCUCAACAGCGAAGGGGCCUCGCUGCCGACUUUUGAGCUGCAGCCGGACCUGUCGGGCGAGGCCGAGGCGCUGCGGCGCGCCGAGGCGAUCGAGCAGAGCGAUGGCGAUGCCGUUGCCCCCACAGCCGGGUCGCACUCCACCGAAGCCUCGCGUCCGCCCUCGCAGAUGGGUUCGGUCCCCGAAGGCCACGCCGUCGCUGGGUGCAACGGCUCGGCGACUUUGCCGCGACCGAGCUCGGACGGCGUUGCCGUGCCCGCCAGUGACGACCAGUUUGCCGACGCUGACGAGGCCAAGGUGGCGCCCGCGGUGCUGAAUGCCGAUGGGACCGUCGCCGCCGCCGCCGACGACGACGACGACGAUGCCGACAGCGACGAGAUGUGCGUCAGCUUCCAGGCGCGCAAGAAGUCGAGCCGCAUGCUGCACCAGCGCGGCGGCGGCGGCGGCGGCCUCAAGAAAGCCUAG